Drosophila suzukii is the source of this 1965-nucleotide messenger RNA. NCBI's taxonomy places the organism in Eukaryota, Metazoa, Arthropoda, Insecta, Diptera, Drosophilidae. The record is from RefSeq and is a predicted model, not a curated record.
UUCAAAUUUAUUUUGCAUCUGUGUAUAUAAUAGCAGGCAUUAUGUAACAAUUAAAUAAAUAUUUUAGAAUUUAAAAGUGAUAAAUAAUUAUGAAUUCGUUUUCGACUCGUAUACCUUUUUUUCGACAUAUUUAUUUUAAAAAAAUGUAUCAUCAAGUCAGAAACCUAUUAGGACUCUUAAAAUCAGACAUCUUUUCUGCUGGUCAGAUCUCCAUGCACUGAUUCAAAUUUUUUGGAGUUCGGGAAUGCAUACAACAAUGAUGGGGUUAUUUCUCCAAUUAUCUUUGCUUUCUAUUGCGUGACUUACACAUUUAGUGACGGUCAACAAUUAAUAGAUUUUAAUGUCAGCAAGCUAAUUAUUGUAAUUGCCGUGCUUAUUAAUUGUGUAAAUAUUUUCGUUGGUUACCUAAACAAUUCAGGGACGGAGCAACUUGAGAACUAAGCUCCUAAAUGAACCGGUUCCUUACUUUCAGUAUAAUAACCAACAAAUAUAUAUGGUUUUAAUGAUGCAAGUAAUAAUUUUAAAGACUAUAAAGGAACUAGGAUGUAAAAAGUCAGUUCCUGUGGGAACAAGCUCAACAGUACCUCCCUAGUUCAUCCUUAUUAAAAAUAUAUCACCAAGGUGACCUAUAAGGACUUUUGGAACUACAAGGUUAUAAAAGCCGGAAAUUCUGUAGGUUAUUCAAUAAGUAUAUUAAAAUUAAGCUGUUGAAAAUGGAGUCUACGAAUCGUCUAAGUGCCAUCCAAUCUCUGUUGGUAAUUCAACGAUGGAUAGGACUCCUGAAAUGGGAAAACAAGGAAGAAGAUUACUUUUUAACCUGGCUAAAGCGCGUUUAUCCCUUCGUGUUGCACCUGCCGCUUACUUUUACUUAUAUAGCACUCAUGUGGUAUGAGGCCAUCACUUCAUCUGAUUUCGAGGAAGCUGGACAAGUUUUAUACAUGUCUAUAGCCGAACUGGCCCUGGUCACUAAAAUUCUGAAUAUUUGGCUUCGACGCAAUGAAGCAGCUAACCUUAUCAACGAAUUACAACACGAUCCUGCCUAUAAUCUGCGCAAUGCGGAAGAAGUUCAAUUCUGGCAGAGAAAUCAGAUAAGUUUUAAACGCAUCUUCUAUUGGUACAUCGCUGGCAGCCUUUUUGUGGCUAUAACUGGAUAUAUAAGCGUAUUUUUCCAAGAGGAGUACGAGCUGCCCUUCGGAUACUACGUGCCCUUUGAGUGGCGAACCAAGGAGAGAUAUUUCUACGCCUGGAGCUACAAUGUGGUGGCCAUGACUUUGUGCUGCCUAUCCAAUAUCCUCUUGGAUACUUUGGGAUGCUAUUUCAUGUUCCAGAUAGCCUCGCUUUAUAGGUUGAUAGGGAUGCGCCUGGAGGCUUUGAAAACGGCCCCCGAGAAAAAGGCCAAGCCAGAGUUGAGAAACAUUUUCCAACUUCACGCAAAAGUCCGACGAUUGACGAGGCAGUGUGAAGUCCUGGUUUCGCCCUAUGUCCUAUCUCAGGUGGUCUUUAGUGCUCUUAUCAUCUGCUUCAGUGCCUAUCGACUGGUGCAUAUGGGUUUCAAACAGCGCCCCGGACUUUUCGUGACCACCAUACAGUUCGUGGCCGUCAUGAUCCUUCAGAUUUUCCUGCCCUGCUAUUACGGCAAUGAGCUGACCUUCCAUGCCAAUUCUCUUACCAAUAGUGUCUUCGGAACCAACUGGCUGGAGUACUCCGUGGGCACUCGGAAGCUGCUCAACUGCUAUAUGGAGUUCCUCAAGCGACCGGUGAAAGUGCGAGCUGGAGUGUUCUUUGAAAUAGGAUUGCCCAUCUUUGUAAAGACUAUCAACAAUGCCUACAGUUUCUUCGCCCUGCUGCUGAAGAUAUCCAAGUAAAGUGAGACCCUUGCUGCAGAGCCACAAUGUAGCACCCACCCACGGGUCGGAUACGUAACAUUGUAACUCAUACGCCGCGUUGUUGUGAACAUGGAGAAUA